This is a messenger RNA of Phasianus colchicus (ring-necked pheasant), 1329 nucleotides long. It is a transcript of the gene NIPAL2, whose product is annotated as NIPA like domain containing 2. Gene Ontology annotation, cellular component: membrane. The record is from RefSeq and is a predicted model, not a curated record. Gene Ontology annotation, biological process: magnesium ion transport. NCBI's taxonomy places the organism in Eukaryota, Metazoa, Chordata, Aves, Galliformes, Phasianidae. Gene Ontology annotation, molecular function: magnesium ion transmembrane transporter activity.
AUGGGCAUCCUCCCCGAAUCAGAGUGGGCGUCCUGGACAACGUUUUUUGAGGGCACCUUCUCCAGCUCCUGGUACAGCAAACACAAGACUGAGCUCUUGGGAGUUUUACUUGCUGCUGCCUCAAAUUUUCUGAUUAGCAUCUCUUUGAGUAUACAGAAAUGCGCUCAUCUCCGACUGGCUCGCCAAGCAGAGCUGAAGCCCUUCUACAGGAGCAAGCUGUGGUGGUGUGGAGCUGUCCUGCUGGGCCUUGGAGAGCUGGGCAAUUUCACAGCCUAUGGAUUUGCCCCCAUUGCCCUUGUUGCUCCACUAGGAUGUGUAUCUAUCAUAGGUAGUGCAUUUAUUUCUGUCUUAUUCCUAAAGAAGACCAUGAGGGCUGCAGAUAUACUGGGAGGGACUCUAGCAGUAGUAGGGACAUACCUGUUGGUGACAUUUGCUCCAAAUGUACCCCAGGAGCUCACAGCAAGACGAGUACAGAAUGACUUAGUGAGCUGGCCUUUCUUGGUAUACGUGAUUUUAGAAAUCAUAAUAUUCUGCAUUCUCCUUUAUUUUUACAAAAGAAAGGCUGUGAAGCACAUCGUGGUUUCGUUAAUGAUGGUGGCAAUGCUGGCUUCUCUGACUGUCAUUGCUGUGAAGGCUGUGGCCAGCAUGAUAAUGCUCUCUGCCAAAGGGAAAAUGCAGCUAACUUACCCUGUUUUCUAUAUCAUGCUCAUCUUAAUGGCAACUUCUUGUGUUUUCCAGGUCAAGUUCUUAAAUCAAGCAAUGCAUCUAUAUGAAGCAAGGGCAGUUGUGCCCAUUAACUUUGUGUUCUGCACCACGAGCGCCAUCAUUUCAGGGGUCAUAUUUUAUCAGGAAUUCCAAAGUGCAGCUUUCCUGAGCGUGUUCAUGUUUCUGUUCGGGUGUCUCCUAUCUUUCCUCAGUGUAUUUGUAAUUGCAGUAAAUAAAAAAGAGGAGCGUUUACAAGUUCCUUAUAUUGACUGUGGAUGUAUUCCUGGACAAAAAUUGACAGGCAAAAUACAACCAGAUUCUUACGGUUCAUGCUAUGGCACUUUGAAUAAUAAAGAUGACUCGGGGAAAAGUCAAAGCUGAAAGAAGAAGGCACCUUCCGUUCCACUUAACAAGAGGAAUGCCACAGGAACAAGAAUCCGCAACACCUUUUCAUUGGAUGUACUCAAGUAGACAUUGAAUUCCUGCACGUUGAUGAGUCAUAUGUUAUUUAAUCCUACUUAAUUUAUCCCCUGGCUGUCCCAAAUGUGUUUUGUAGAUAAAGAAAGCCUUAAGAAAAACUCAAUAACCAUUAAUGAAACAGAACGUUCUCGAAGUAUAAGUGCC